UUAUAUAAAUAUGAUAAAGUAAACCUUAGCACAAAGAUUGUGCUAAGAGUAAAACAAAGUUACAAGACCCCCCAAAAAGAGCAAAAACCUAGUCUUGUGGUAGUUACAAGGAUCCAACGAUGUUAACUACAGACUCUACAUCCUCUACAAGGGCUUCUUUACACCAAAAGUGAAACAAAAAUAUACAAUCCAUCUGUAUCUUCUUUCAAAAUUAGCUCUAUCUGUAAAGCAUCUUGAGUUUAUUUCCUUCCAUAUUGUCCACCAAAUACAUGCUGGAAUCAUGCUCCACCAUUUCUUCUGCCUCUGUCAAAUACCUGGAUCAUUCCAGCAUGCUAUCAUUUCUGCAGUUGUCCUAGGAACUGUCCAGCUCGACCCUUUCAUACUCAUGAAUAAAUACCACAACUUGCUGGUUAUUCUGCAAUGUAAAAAGAGGUGACUAUUUGUUUCAAUCUCACCUCCACACAAAAGCACUUUGAGCACAAUGGCAUUCCUCUUCUCAUCAAACAGUCAUGAGUCAGAACAGCUUCAUUGAUACAAGCCAACCAAAAACAUGCUAUUUUAAAAGGGAUUUUCACCUUCCAGAUGUGUUUACAGUGCCAUGGCCCUGCUUGUAGUUGACCGGAACUAUUUAAGUUAUCAUAUGCUGACUUCACAGUAUAUAGUAUAUACUCCUUUGCUAUUUCUUUCCCAUACAAUUUUGUCCUCUUCUUCUACAGUACCUUGAAACUAACCAGCAAUUUGAAGAAUUCAAUCACUCUAGUAAACUCCCAGUCAUUGAGGAGCCUUCUGAAGGUAUUUUAUGGAGUCAAACCAGAUGAAAAGAGUAGGUUUGUAAGCAGACUACAAAAGGAUCAGAAAAUUGUAGCUAUGGUCGGCGAUGGAAUAAAUGACACUGCAGCCUUGGCAUCAGCACAUGUAGGAAUAGCUAUUGGUGGUGGAGUUGGAGCUGCAAGUGAUGUGUCUUCUAUUGUACUGAUGAACGAUCGGCUAUCUCAGUUGCUCGAUGCUCUGGAGCUAAGCAGGCUAACCAUGAAGACUGUAAAACAAAACCUUUGGUGGGCCUUCGGAUACAACAUUGUUGGAAUUCCAGUAGCUGCUGGAGUCCUGCUGCCAUCUACUGGAACCAUGCUUACUCCGUCAAUAGCAGGAGCUCUCAUGGGCUUGAGCUCUAUUGGCGUGAUGACAAAUUCAUUGUUGCUGAGACUCAAGUUUCAAUCAAGGCAGAAGGAAAUUCAUGGACCAUCAGUAAUAGUUGAAAUUCCUUCUGAUGCUUCUAAUAGCUUGAAUCAAGAAAAGUUAAGACACCCGUAUCCAACCUCCAGAUAGUGAUCCUACAAAGCCAAGUCAGUGAUUGAUUCUGACAUUCAAUUAUCCUCGGCUUCAGAUACCUACCAAUUGAAGGGAUCCUAACCGUGUAACUGCGCAGUUUGAAGGGACGGGAAUAAUGGAAUAUGCUCAGCUCAAGCUUAUGCGGUUUUAUAUGGUUGGGAGAUUGAGAAUCAUUUUGUUCAUCACAGAUUACACAUGCUAACUACUUAGUGAGUAUAUAAGUUGCUAGGCACUGAAUCGACCUGUCUAGGAGUUGCAUACAGUUUGGUUAAUGAUGUGAAGUGUAAUUGUCAGUUUGUGCCAAGAAAAUGCCACUGGUAGAUCUCUGAAUUUGAGGUACAGAAUGACGUCCAUUAUCGCCUUUAUUUUUCAUAACCGAGAUCUACACAACAUGCCAAAUGAGGAGGAUGGGCUGCAAUAAAGAUUAAAAAGAUAUAGAAGAUAACGAAAUCCAGUUCCCCGUCGGUAUGGAUUGGAGGAAAAUGAAGCGUUUGGAUAUAAAUCAAUGUACUGUAGUCCAAUCUUAAAUUUAGUUGGAGUUGGCAAUGUCAUUCUAUCAUAUUUGGAUUCAUUUCAUUCCAGUGCUAAGGUGUUAUGUCAUUUAAGGUAAAUUCUGUAACUAUAGAUUUCUAUAUUGCGCUUAAACCAACAUACAAGUUUAACAGCCAAAUCUUUAACUAAGCUAGUCUAUAUAUCAUUGGAUAUUGCAUUC
This is a messenger RNA of Nicotiana tabacum (common tobacco), 2041 nucleotides long. The record is from RefSeq and is a predicted model, not a curated record. NCBI's taxonomy places the organism in Eukaryota, Viridiplantae, Streptophyta, Magnoliopsida, Solanales, Solanaceae.